Molecule: messenger RNA, 925 nt
Organism: Aspergillus pseudotamarii
Lineage: Eukaryota; Fungi; Ascomycota; Eurotiomycetes; Eurotiales; Aspergillaceae
Product: GLTP domain-containing protein
Exons: 4
Coding region: 89-715 (208 amino acids)
Biological process (GO): intermembrane lipid transfer; ceramide transport
Cellular component (GO): membrane; cytoplasm; cytosol
Molecular function (GO): ceramide 1-phosphate binding; ceramide 1-phosphate transfer activity
Source: RefSeq, a predicted model, not a curated record
CCUCAACUGUCUCCUUUCUCUCUAUUCUACUCAGCUAUUUCUUUACUCUUUUCUCUCAUCCCCUUAUCCUCGUACAUUACAAUUCAAAAUGGCUUCCCAGACCUGGUUUGAUGGCCUCAAGAGGUCCUUUGCCGAUGUUCCCGUUGGCGCAGACAAGUCCAUCUCUACCACCGAGUUCCUCGAAGCCUCCGAAUCCCUGACUACUUUGUUCGAUGUGCUCGGCUCCGCAGCAUUCACUCCCGUCAAGAACGACCUCCUUGGAAAUGUCAAGAAACUCAAAGACCGGCAGCUGGCUGCCCCUGCUGAGUCUGAGACUGUUCAGUCUCUCUCUGUGAAUGAGCUGAAGACCAAGAAACACACUGCGUCUGAAGGUCUGCUCUGGCUUGUUAGGGGUCUUGACUUCACUACCCAAUCCCUCCGCCGCCACGUCGACAACACUUCCGAGAAGCUCGCCGACUCCUUCCGCGGAGCCUACAAAGAAACCCUCAGCAAGCACCACGGUUGGGCUAUAAAGCCGGUCUUCAACCUGGCCAUGGGUGCUGCCCCUGACAACAAGACCUUCUACAAGUCCCUGGCCUCCAGUACCGCCGAUGUCUCCGCCGAAACCGAGGCGAAGAUCCAGGAGCAGUUGACCCGCGAGGUGAAGGCUCUGGAGAACAUCGUUUCCAUUCUUCAGAAGUUCCAGGAGCAGCCUGAUGCCAAGUGGAAAAGCUAAAGAUGGCCACUGGUAUUUUUUCCAUUCAUCCACAACCUAUUUCUAGUGCAUAAUAUUUCAUCACAUGAUGCUCUACUACAUGUAUAUAGGUGACUAUACAUACCUGAUUUCAGAAGCGAGCAGGACCUCUAUUCAGGACACAGUUGCUUUAUAAAAGGGCUCAUCACAUCAUUUAAAGUUAUUAGACAAUCAUACAUAUUAUGUUGCUGU